This is a messenger RNA of Condylostylus longicornis, 1901 nucleotides long. Its product is annotated as alpha-amylase 1-like. The coding region runs from base 375 to 1856 and encodes 493 amino acids. The transcript is spliced from 4 exons. Gene Ontology annotation, molecular function: cation binding; alpha-amylase activity. The record is from RefSeq and is a predicted model, not a curated record. Gene Ontology annotation, biological process: carbohydrate metabolic process. NCBI's taxonomy places the organism in Eukaryota, Metazoa, Arthropoda, Insecta, Diptera, Dolichopodidae.
AUGUUAAGUUAGAUCAAAUUGACCAUGUAAAGGGUCAGAAACUCUUCAAAUUAAUCAGUUCGCUGUUGUGUUAUUUAUAAAGAAUCCUGUCCUACCAGCCGUUUACCAUCCUUUUAGUAUUUAAUAUAUGUGUGUGAAAUGAUACUUUGUUGCUGUUGCAAGUUCAAAUAUUUCAAGUUCAAAUCUCGAUUUAAUCAUUUAAAUAGAAAUUUUAAAAUUGUUUACACUGCAUUUAGUGUUACUUACCUUUGAGGUCAAAAACACGCCAGGGGAAAGCUUUUUUUCAAUUUUUCUAUAAAAACUAAAAUGAUUCUGUGCAAUUUAGCAUACUGCAUUUUAAUUCCAAUUAAUUGAUAACAAAUAUAUACCGGAUAAUGCUAGCUUUAACAAUUUUAUUUGCAAAUUUAUUAAUUUUAGCAGCAGGUUAUCAUGAUCCACAUUUUCUUGAUAAUCGGACAACAAUUGUUCACUUAUUUGAAUGGAAAUGGGAAGAUAUUGCUGAAGAAUGUGAAAAUUAUUUAGGGCCAAAUGGAUUUGGAGGAGUUCAACUUUCUCCAGUUAAUGAAAACGUUAUAAUUAAAAAUCGACCAUGGUAUGAACGUUAUCAACCAAUUUCAUAUAAGCUGAUUACAAGAUCAGGAAACCGUGAGGAAUUGCAAGAUAUGAUUCGGAGAUGUAAUGCAGUUGGUGUUAGAAUUUAUGUUGAUGCUGUUAUCAAUCAUAUGGCAGCAUAUGAUCAAAACAGAAUUAAAAUUUUUGGAACUGCAAACUCUGAUGCGAUACCAGGUGAAAAAUUAUUUCCGGCUGUACCAUAUACACCAGACGAUUUUAAUCCAGUUUGCGGUAUAUACAAUUAUCAAGAUCCAAAACAAGUUCGUGAUUGUGAAUUAGUUGGCCUAAGAGACUUAAAUCAAACUAAACCACAUGUUCGUGAAAAAAUUAUUGAAUUUUUAAAUGAUUUAAUCGAUCUUGGAGUAGCUGGUUUUAGAAUUGAUGCUGCAAAGCAUAUGUGGCCAAGAGAUUUAAGGGAAAUCUAUAAAAAUUUAAAAAAUUUGAAUACUCAAUUUAAUUUUUCUACAUGUGCUAGACCAUUCAUUUAUCAAGAAGUUAUCGAUUUCGGUGGUGAUACAAUAAAAAAGAGUGAUUAUACUCCUAUGGGCCGCGUUACAGAAUUUAGAUAUUCUGCUGAAAUUGGUAGUCUUUUCAGAGGGUAUAAUAAAUUACAUUGGGUAAGAAGUUGGGGUCCAGAAUGGGGUUUCUUAGAAUCUGAUUAUUCAGUUGUAUUUGUUGAUAACCAUGAUAAUCAACGAGAUCACAGUUCAUCAAUAUUAACAUACAAAAAUGAAGAAUGGUAUAAAUUAGCAACAGCUUUCAUGUUAACACAUCCAUAUGGUUUACCUAGAGUCAUGAGUUCUUUUUACUUUUCCGACAAAAAUCAAGGACCACCAAAAGACAAUCAAGAGAAUAUUAUUUCACCUACAUUUGACUCUGAUGGUCUAUGUACUAAAAGUUCUGGUUGGGUAUGUGAACAUCGUUGGAAAGAAAUCCGGCAGCUUGUUAAAUUUAGAAAUAUGGUUGGAGACGCCCCUUUAACUAAUUGGUGGGAUAAUGGUAACAAUGCCAUUGCAUUCAGUAGAGAAAACAAAGGAUUUGUUUUGAUCAAUAAUGAACAAAAUCAAAUCAACGCUAAUUUACCAACUUCUUUACCAGCUGGAAAAUAUUGUAAUUUAUAUGACGGCGGAAUGUUGGAAAACAAAUGUGUUGGAAGUGUAUUUGAAGUUGAUAAAAAUGGUAAGGCAAAUCUGGUACUAGAUGCUAAAAAAGCGAUUGUAUUACUUUAUACUGAAAAACUUUAAUUUAUUUAAGAUUAAAAUACUAUUUAUUUAAUAACACUCAUUAAA